This is a messenger RNA of Benincasa hispida (wax gourd), 715 nucleotides long. Its product is annotated as protein TIFY 5A-like. Gene Ontology annotation, biological process: regulation of defense response; regulation of jasmonic acid mediated signaling pathway; response to wounding. Lineage: Eukaryota; Viridiplantae; Streptophyta; Magnoliopsida; Cucurbitales; Cucurbitaceae. The record is from RefSeq and is a predicted model, not a curated record. Gene Ontology annotation, cellular component: nucleus.
UCGUUGGAUUUUUCCAUUUCUAUCUGCAAAAUCUCAUCGUUUUCCGAUUCCUACAACUCACCGGCGAUUUUUCUCAUCUGGGUCUCUCUUUUUCUCUCAAUCUUCAAAUUUGCUUUGUUUUAAUGGCGGUUCUUCCCAUUUCCAUGGAGCAAAAUUGCAACUUGGAACUUCGUCUCUCUCCUUCUUCUUCAACAUUCUACCCCCACAAUCAUUCCGACGACCACCGUCACCACCACCACCCUCAUCUCCACCAGUUCUUGGAUGAUGAAUUUAACAAAAAUUCUCAGCAGCAGAUGACCAUUUUCUAUAAUGGUAGAGUUUGUGUUGCGGAUUUUACAGAGGAUCAGGCUAAAGCUAUAAUAAUGCUUGCAACAAGACAUGUUGAGGAGAGAUCGAAAAAUCCUCAACAGAAAUUGGAACGAUCAACGUCACCGGAGCAGUGUAAUGUUGAAGCUGUUUCUGGUUCUGGUUCUGGGCUCUCCAUGAAGAGAUCUUUGCAGAGGUUUUUACAGAAAAGGAAGAACAGGAUUCAAUCUGCUUCACCUUACCAUCAUUAAUCAUUCAUUGAUCCACUUUCUUUUUCUUUUCUUUCUAUUACUUUUUGAGAUGAUUGAAUAUGUAACAACAUUUUAGAGUUGUAAUUUGUAGAGAACUUACUUUUCUGGUGUUCCUUCAAUGAAAAUUUUGAAUGAUAUAAAAAAAAAAGUUCAUUGUU